CAAAGCCUAUUGGACUCGUGGACCCCUCACGUCGCCUAUCGAUGGGUAUUCACAUUUGUAGUCUUCAUUGCAUUCAUGGGUCGAGUGUUUAUAUAUCAAGGAUGGUAUAUAAUAACGUAUGCGUUGGGAAUAUAUUACUUAAAUAUGUUGAUCGCGUUCUUAACGCCGAAAAUAGAUCCCGCCGUUUAUGACGACUUCGAAGGUGAAGGUGACCACACUUUCACCACUAUUAUCAUGAGGGGCCGUCUCUGCCUACCAGUGCUAAUGAAGAGUUUAGACCAUUUAUUAGACGUUUGCCAGAAUUCAAAUUUUGGCAUACCUCAACAAAAGCUACAUUAAUAGCACUGUUUUGUACAAUGUUUGAAGCGUUCAAUAUUCCCGUCUUUUGGCCCAUCCUUUUGCUUUACUUCAUCACAUUAUUCGGCAUUACUAUGAAGAGACAGAUCAAACACAUGAUUAAGUAUCGAUACCUUCCGUGGACUCAUGGAAAGACCAAAUACCAGGGAAAGGAAGACUCGGGAAAAGUCUAU
Messenger RNA from Oppiella nova, 530 nucleotides. The record is from the annotation of a GenBank genome assembly. Lineage: Eukaryota; Metazoa; Arthropoda; Arachnida; Sarcoptiformes; Oppiidae.